Messenger RNA from Passer montanus (Eurasian tree sparrow), 3477 nucleotides. Its product is annotated as C2 calcium-dependent domain-containing protein 4C-like. The coding region runs from base 2110 to 3408 and encodes 432 amino acids. The transcript is spliced from 4 exons. The record is from RefSeq and is a predicted model, not a curated record. Lineage: Eukaryota; Metazoa; Chordata; Aves; Passeriformes; Passeridae.
CGUCUCUAGAGAUGGUGAUUCCACCACCUCCCUGGGCAGCCCGUCUCUAAUCACCCUCUAUGUGAAGAAAUUUCUCCUAAUGUCCAACCAAAACCUCCCCUGGCAUAGUUUAAGACUGUGUCCUCUUUUCCUAUUACUGGUUGCCUGGGGAAAGAACACGACCCCCACCUGGCUAGAGCCUCUUUCGGGGAGUUGUGAAGAGUGGUAAGGUCACACCUGAGCCUCCUCCAGGCUAAACACGCUCACUGUCCUCACAGCACCUGUGCUCCACUCUCCCCAGCAGUAUUGCCCUUCUCUGGACCCACCCCAUCACCUCGAUACCCCCUCUGAAUGAGGGGCCCAGAACAGGACACAUCUCAAGGCGUGGCCCCACCAGUGCACAGCACAGGGGAGGAAUCACACCCCUUGUCCUGCUGGCCACAGGCCAGGGUCCAACACCAGCAGCAUGAACUGCUGCAGCAGCAGAGGAGAUUCAGGGUGUCCCUUACACAGCUUGUAUCAUUUGAACAGUUCUAGAGUUGUGUAAAUGCCUUUCACCGUAAUAUAUUGAUACAAAUAUGAGAAAAGAAAUACCUACUCCAGUUUAGGUCCCUUACAUGAAUUAGUGCCAUACAUACUGGGGCCUCUGUAAAACUGCAACAGUUGGAAGUCAUGCAGUUAAAAUAAUUUCACCUGAUUUAGCUGAAGUACAGUCAUUAGUAAAUAUUUUAACUUGUAACCAGCUUAAAAGAGCUGCAUUAGUAUACAGCUGGUUUUGCCUUUCAGAGUAAUCUUGCUCCAGCAAAUUAACCUUGAGACACUAAACUCAGUGCAUGGUGACACAGUCCAACACAGCUACACAGCUUGUAUCAGUGCACUUGCUGGGCAUGUUCAAGGCAGUCUGUAAAACCCAACCAGAUUACUUUAUACACCCACCCUACAGAAUUAAAAGCAUCACAAUUUCAACAUCCCUAAUUUGUUACCCUGAGCUGUGCCAGCUUUAUCAGAUAAGAGGUGUCUGCUCUGUUAACUAAAAUAGAGGCUACACAGGAUUUACCUUAUAACUUGACAAUAUUAUAAGUUUUACAAUGAGUUAUUGUUAUCAUCUGUUACUAAAGAGAUACUGUCCAACCAGUUAUUAAAAGAAGUGAUAACUAAAGUAUUUUUUUUUGUGGUUUAGAGGUACUUUUGCACAUGUGAGUUACCUAUGAACAGCCAUAAUAAUUACAUAAAGAGCAGUUUGGGGUGUUUUGAUUUGUUGGCUUUUUUGUUUGGUUUGGGUUUUUUCCUGGCCUUUUACUACCAUGAUGAUAAGCUUCCAACAAUGUGGUUUUUCCUGUGUGGCAUACAACUUAAACUUCCCUCUAAAAAAAAUACAUAACGAUACAUUUCAUUCUUCUCUUCAUGCAGUAUUAUCCUAUUUCCUGGCUGCAGUACUGCAUCAAGAGAAACUUCUUGUACACCAUGGCUAUUUUUGAUCGCAUUACCUUUUUCUGCCUUCAGUUUUAAACCUUUUCCUAACCUGUGUGUUCUCUUACAUAGUAACAUGCAAGGCCACAAUUCCAGUCUGUUGCCCUUGUCAUUUGUGUUCUUGUUUCCUCUCAGCUCACAGGAAAGCUGUUUAAAUCUCUGUGCUGCAUUGAACUCCAAAUAACUCCUUUGAAAUGUCUGCAAAGAGAUUUCAGCAAAAUGUCAGUGAAAGUACCCCCAAUCCCAAAGAACAAAAUUUCCCUACAAUGUGGAGUGCAGUGUCAAGACCAGGCUACCCAGCUGAGCUACAUUCUGGUCUGAUGAACACGUCCAGGUUUUCAAGAAUGCUCUAAGAAGGAUCAGAAAAUGAGCAUGAGGACUGUUGUUCACAAACCCACAUCCAUCCAAGUGAUAAUUCUCAAUAUGAACAAAUUCUGUCCAGAAGAAAUUGUAAUAAUGUCUCCAACUGUUGCUGAGUCCAAUGAGUAACUUUCUCCAGUGGCAUGCUUCCAACCAUUCUUGUCUUCUGAGCUUUCUGAGAUGGAAUAUGCUUCCCUUGCCCAGAAGUGUCAUCUUUUUUGUAGCCACUAAACUGGAUUUCCAUGUGGAUUUCUCCUUCAAACUUUUCCCCUUUUGAGGACCUCCUGCCCAGCUACAGUGAUGUGGUUGUUGGAAAAGAUCAGACCAUCACAUGAAAAUGGAAACCUCCCCAGCUCUUCCUUCCUGGGACUGCCACAAAGCCAAAAUCUGCCAGAAAAGGCCCAGCUGAGGGCUGCUGCUUUUCCAAAUGUGAUCACUCCUGACAGAAUCCCUGAAUUCUGCAUUCCCCCCAGGCUGACCAGCUCUGGCUCCAUUAAGGGCAGUGGCUUCCACCAGGAUCACAGCUCAGUGGAUGCAGCUCUUACUUCUGAUUAUAGCCCCAGCUCUUGCCCACAUCUCAUUCAGGUGGAAAGUGUUGAAGAGGAGAUCUCAGCCCUGGAGGAAGAAAGCACCAAUGCAGACCCACAGUCCCAAGCAGCGCUGUCCCUGCCCCACUUUCCCAGAGCCUCCACUUCCUAUGGCUUCUGCACUUUGCUGGAGAGUCCCCACACCAGGAGGAAGGAGUCCAUCUUCCAUGGUGAUCCACGUGCGGCUCUGCCCAGCCUGAAGCUGUCUCGAUCCAGGGCUAACACCUUCAGUGGCAAAGGCAGCAUGUCUAAUCCCAUUGCUAUCAACUUUGCUUCUGUGAGACUGCCACCCAAGCAUCUCACUCUGCACAGGCAAGGUGCCUGUGACAGCGACACUGCCUCUUCCAGUGAUUCCUCUCCUUUCAGUUCUCCACUUCUCAACAGGUCACCUCCCAGACCCUGCUCCCUGAUCAAAGCACAAAGUCAGGAGGGAUUGCUCUGCAGAGCACUGAAAGACAAAAGCAAACACAGUAUGCCCAGGAACAAUUCUCUCUCUACAGAGGACAGCAGCUCCACUGAUAACAGCCCCAGUGCCAUCAGGAGGUCCUCUGAGGGGCUGCUUGGCAUACGGGGUUUUAGCACCUCCUGUUCUCCCCUGUUUCCAGUGGACCUGAGCUGCAGUCGGGAGAGGCUGGUGGGAGAGAGUACUGUGGUAAUGGACAAGGGAGGCAUGUUGAGGCUGUCAGCUGAGUACUGCUCAGAGAACGAGAGGCUGCGGAUCCGCCUGAUCAGUGCUGAGGGUUUAUAUGAUGACUCUGUAGAGCCCAAAACCAUAAACUGCUGUAUCUCCUUCUCUCUGGUGCCAGGGAAAACACAGAAGCAGAGAAGCACAGUUAUAAAGAGAAGUAGAAAUCCCAUCUUCAAUGAGGACUUCUUUUUUGAUGGCAUUGCAGAAGAAGAGCUGUACAGCCUCUCUGUCAGGAUGAAAGCAACAAAUAAAGGGUGCAGUAUGAAACGGGAUUAUACCUUAGGAGAACGGGAAUUGUCUUUAAUGAGUAUGUUGGCAGUGUAGUGCUUCAAAUAUUCAAACAAUUUGUCUUCUGAAAGUUUUCUACUAAAUAAACUUUUAGGUUGACUUUUA